Messenger RNA from Ceratitis capitata (Mediterranean fruit fly), 3271 nucleotides. RefSeq names its product protein toll (gene Tl). Gene Ontology annotation, molecular function: protein binding. The coding region runs from base 104 to 3187 and encodes 1027 amino acids. Lineage: Eukaryota; Metazoa; Arthropoda; Insecta; Diptera; Tephritidae. Gene Ontology annotation, biological process: signal transduction. The record is from RefSeq and is a predicted model, not a curated record. The transcript is spliced from 2 exons.
AGUGAGACAGUUGAAACAUUUUCUGCAAAGGAAACAUUACUAACUACGCGUGAUUACGGAAGAGAAAUUUAAUUGAAACUAUAGUGAGUGUUGAAAAGCAAGCAUGAAUUUUAAAGGACUUGCGAAUUUCAAAAUGUGUCGUUGGGUAAACAAGAUGCUUAUACUAAUCUUGAUACUCGGCUUACAACAAGCGCAGAACAGUGCAGUAUUUACAGAGACGGAUUGUAAAGUGAUGAGCGCCGACUCUAACUGUCAGUGUUUCAUGGAGCUGGCGCGCUACAAAAUCGAAUGUGUGCUACACGAAUCCCAGGGCAAACUGAAUAUACGCAUUACUCCCGGCAAAGUUGCAAAGAUCGAAUGUGAAGAUUUUAAUGAAGAAAGCUAUAAAAUGUUGCCCAAGUUAAAUAUCGGACCAAUGAAAAUCGCACAAAUUCAACAUUGUCCGUUACCCGAUGACGAGCAAUCCAUUGUUGAACUAUUUAAACGUUUGGGCAUCGAACGCGUCAACUAUCUCGCUUAUACAAUCGACGCAGGCAAUACCAAUAUAACCCACCAGCAACUCAGUGGCAUGGAGCAAUUACGAAAUUUGAAAUUGAAUGCAAAAACAGAAAUAAUUUUACCAAAUGAUCUCUUCCAGCAUCUACCAAAUCUCAUUUGGUUAAAUCUGUGCUCCAAUAAUUUCACACUCGAAGAACAUUUGUUGGAACCUUUAGUCAAUCUGACUUAUCUGGAUUUAGGACAUAACUUUUUGGUAGAUUUGCCCGCAGGCAUCUUCAAAAAUCAAGGAAAACUGAGGCAACUGAACUUGUGGAACAAUCGUUUGCGUAAACUUACGAAGCAAGCAUUUCAGGGCGCACACGAACUCUCGUUUCUGGAUCUUAGUUCAAACGAAAUAGAGCAUUUGGAACAUGAUGUUUUCGCACGACUCGUCAGUUUAAAAAGUUUGAACUUGAAUAUGAAUAAAUUGGUAGAUUUACCUCCGGAUCUCUUUGCGUCUAAUAAACUGCUCAAAGAAUUCAGGCUAAUUAAUAACAAAGUUCAGUUAAAAACUUUACCACGAGGAUUAUUUGAAAAUUUGACGCAGCUGGAGGAAGUCACAGUAACUUGCGGUUUGGUCGAUUUACAGGAAGAUUUGUUCGACGGUUGUACGAAAUUGGCAAAUCUGACAUUGCGUAACAACGAGCUAACAACACUGCCGGAUAAGUUGUUGAGCCACCAAAAAAAUCUCUAUAACGUGGAUCUGUCCCAUAAUCGUUUGCAAAGUUUGCCCGAUAAACUAUUUCAGAGCACAGUUGGUUUGGUUGUACUAAAGCUGUCGCACAAUCAACUCGUCGAGAUAACAAGCGAAUUAUUCAAACCCUUAACGAAACUCGAAAUAUUGCAACUCAACGACAAUGAUUUACUCAAGAUCGACUUCAACGCUUUCACCGAAACUAGCAACAUGAAAUAUCUCAACUUGGCCAAUAACCAAAUCGAUCUCUCCAUGAAUGCGGAGGCGGAUGUACUGGAAAUAAUGGACACUAACGAUAACAAUGACGGCUAUGUGGAAGACUUUCCAAACGAUGAUACCUCACCCUUCCGUUUCUUAUUCAAUUUAGAAGAAUUAUACUUGCGCAAUAAUUCCAUUAUGUCCCUGUACAAAGAUUGGAGGAUACAACUUCUCAAGCUACGCAAACUGGAUCUCAGCUACAACAAAAUAAAUACGUUCUCAACUCAGGAUAUACGAUUUUUCAGCAACGAAGUCGCACUAGUCAAUCUCACACACAACCUCAUCGAACAAAUCAAUUUUAAUGGCAUCAACAACAUUGAACUACACACCGCAGCACGUCCCAUACAUUUUGACUUCAACGAGAAUCCAUUGAAUUGUGAUUGUGGAAUUUUACAUUUCGUGCAGUUCAUUAUUGGUGAUCUCGCAGGUGAGGUGGUUGAUAAAAUUGAAGUGUCUACGAAUAAUUUACGUUGUGUGGGUCCACCAGCGCUGAAGGAUAAAGAGGUGAUCGAUUUAAGUACCAUGGAAUUGGUUUGUCCGCUCGAUGAUCAAUUCUCACUGGAGAAACUUUGUCCGCAAGGUUGCGAAUGUUUGGUACGUCCCGUGGAUCUUAUGCUGCUCAUUAACUGCUCAUACGGCAACUUCACAGAGGUGCCAAAACUACCCGCUUUGACGCUGCUGAAAGGUAUCGAGCUGAAUGUGGCACAUAAUCAAAUCAAAAAUUUACCCAACAACACUACACCGGGCUAUUCCAGUGUGGUGGCAUUAUUUGCUGCCGAUAAUCAACUACAUCAUAUCAAAGCGGACAAUCUACCGGAAAAUUUGGAGUAUUUGGAUUUGAGAAAUAAUCUCCUGCAGACACUGGAUAAGGAUGUACUAAUCUACUUCUUCAAUAACUGCGGCAACUUACAGAGUAUUUUCCUUGCAAAUAAUCCCUGGGUUUGUGACUGUUUGGAUACACAGUUUUUGGGCUCUAUACAGGCUCUUUUCGAUACUGGAAAAAUCACCGAACACGAUUUGUUGGCUAUGCGUUGCGUGAUGAAGAUCGAUUCCAUAGGAGUCCAAUUUGGAAGUUUGACAGUUGUUAACGUCAUCUCCAGAAUGAUAUGCCUAUCAGCGAAGUAUUUGAAACUCGGGCUAUUAUUCUUCAUUGCUUUUCUCUUAAUGUAUGUUAUUCUGCGAAAACAUUGUGAAAAUGAGGACCAUGAUUAUUGCCCCUGCAUGAUAGAAAGAAACGUAUAUCCCAAUUUGUUAGAAGCCUUUAUAAUCUAUUCAAAACUCGAUGAGCACUUUUUCACUGAACCCACCGAAUUUAAAAAUACACGUGACUUAAAUCCACCUAAGAAACGACCAGAUAACAUUGUUGUGAAAGAUAUAAAACAAUACGCAAAGAAGUCCAAACGUACAGUUAUUCUGUUAUCGGAAAAUUUCGUGAAAGAUAUAUGGGCAGUCAAGAAAUAUCGCUCGGCACUUCAAAAUUUCAUUCCAAAAAUUAUAGAUCGUGUGAUAAUCAUACUUUACGGUAUAAAGUGUACAAAAAGUCUGGACAGUGUGAUGAUGAAGUGCUUCAAAGGUGCCACUUUUUACGUCUGGGGCGAACCGAACUUUUGGGAUCAAAUGCGUGCCGAGCUCCCCCAAAUAGCUGAUAAGAAAGCAAUUGACAAAUAUAUGGUCAAGUUGGAGGUGCGUGAGUUGUAGAGAGUGAGGAAAAAUAUGUACAUGCACAUGUACCUAGCAAUAAGCAAUUCAAUUCAAAAAUUCAAUUACAUUAACUUAUUUUAU